AAGACAACAGUCGUGUGUAAACAGUGCAGUGAAAAAUAAUGGCAAAAUUCGAUCCGUCAACAAAAAUUUGGUCAUCAAAGACAGUCCAGUAUCUUUAUCCAAUGGAUACAUAUUUGGGUGAAGUGAUCCUUAAAACGUGUAGCGAGACACCCGAGCGAGUGAUUCAAAUUCAUCAUGAAAAGGAUGAGCAGCUGACUUGUAAAGAACUAAAGGAAUCAAGCAUCAACAUAGCUGUGAAUUUAAUGAAAUUGGAUAUUAAGGCAGACGACAUUAUCGGCGUCAUUUGUCAAAAUUCAAACUUUUUGACAUGUCUUCUAACUGGAUCAGUCAUCAUGGGUGCAGUUAUACAUCCACUUGAUCAUAGUUUAAGCACCGAUAACAUAAGUGAACUUUAUGCUCAGUCAAAGCCAAAAAUGAUAAUCUGUGACCCCGGCAUGUUGACAACAUUGAAUGAGGCAUUAGAAAAAGUAAAUUUAAAGCCAUUAAUUUUAAUUACUUCAGACGAUCCAGAUGAUUCUGAAAUCAGCGCAUUUAAAUUGCUUAGGACAGUUUCUGUAGAUUACGAUUCGUAUGUAGCACCAAAAUUUGAUAAGCCGGCCGAUCAAAAGUUAUUAGCUAUUUUAUGCUCGAGUGGAAUCACAGGAUUACAAAAAAAUGUCUGCGUGAGUCAUGCGACAUGUUUACGAUUUGAUUUUAAAACGUACCCAAAGCCUCCAUCAAAACCGUUGACAUUUAGCUCUGCUUAUUGGAGUUCCGGGUUCUUUUUGCAUAUGUUUGCUUCUUUCUAUCAAAAUGAUGUCCGUAUUUGGAGCAGUGAUGACUUUAACAUCUAUAAAUUAAUUGAGAUUGUAGAAAAACGUAAAAUUAGUGGAAUUAAUUUGGCACCGUCAUCACUUGCGUCAAUUUUACAAUCAAAACAAUUUUUGUCAUCAAAUCAUGAAAGCUUAAAGACAUUUGUAGUUCUUGGAUCAUUUCUUUCUGGAUCAUUGAGGAAUAAAUUUUGUGAGACUCUAUCUAAUAAAACCUUAAUGGUUGGAUAUGGAUUAACAGAAGUUUUUGUAUGCUUAACAAAACCUGAUGAGGUCUAUAAUGGAUCAACUGUUGGUUCCAUGAUUACACCAAAUUUACGUAUAAAAGUUGUCAACGAGGAUGGUCAAGGUGUGGAUCCUGGUGAACGUGGAGAAAUUAGAGUCAAAUUGCAAUUUAACUUUCCGGGCUACUACAACGAUCCAGAAGCUACAGCAAAUGCAAUCGACUCUGAAGGCUUCCUCAAAACGGGAGAUAUUGGAUACUUUGAUGAAGAUGGAUGCUUGUAUAUCGUCGACAGAAUCAGAGAGUCAUUUAAAUAUAAAAAUUAUACAGUCUUUCCAUCAGAAAUUGAAAAUGUAAUUCAGUCAAUUGAUGGAGUUGAACUAGUUUGUGUGUUUCCAGUUUUUAAUGAAAAUUUUGGAACUGACUUAGCUACAGCUGCUGUUAAAAAGUCAUCAAAUGAUGUAAAGCUCACAGAAAGUGACAUCAUUGAAGCUGUAGCUGAGAAAUUGCCAGAAAUUAAGCACAUUCAUGGUGGAGUUUAUUUUAUGGACAGCAUGCCACUGACACCGAGCGGAAAAGUUCAAACGAAACUGGUUAAGGGAAUUGUGAUGCAGAAAUUAAAGAAAAUACAGGAAAAUGGUGGAAAUUCAGUUUAAAUAGAUUUUGAAUUUGUAACACAAUUAAAACUAGUUUUUUAAAAAAA
Messenger RNA from Chironomus riparius, 1735 nucleotides. The record is from the annotation of a GenBank genome assembly. NCBI's taxonomy places the organism in Eukaryota, Metazoa, Arthropoda, Insecta, Diptera, Chironomidae.